Molecule: messenger RNA, 706 nt
Organism: Suncus etruscus (white-toothed pygmy shrew)
Lineage: Eukaryota; Metazoa; Chordata; Mammalia; Eulipotyphla; Soricidae
Gene: MRAP2
Product: melanocortin 2 receptor accessory protein 2
Exons: 4
Coding region: 73-699 (208 amino acids)
Biological process (GO): regulation of adenylate cyclase-activating G protein-coupled receptor signaling pathway; protein localization to plasma membrane
Cellular component (GO): endoplasmic reticulum; plasma membrane
Molecular function (GO): type 5 melanocortin receptor binding; type 4 melanocortin receptor binding; type 3 melanocortin receptor binding
Source: RefSeq, a predicted model, not a curated record
UGCCCGCAGAGCUCUGCAUUUCCUGUUUGUAUUUCCACGGAGAGCAGCUGUCUGUUUUCCAGCCCACUUUGGAUGGAGAUGCCUGCCCAGAGGUUUAUUUCGAACAGAACAUCUCAGCAACCUGCUUCUCGAAGUUCUGAUUACACCUGGGAAUAUGAAUAUUAUGAGAUUGGACCAGUUUCCUUUGAAGGACUAAAAGCUCAUAAAUAUUCCAUUGUGAUUGGAUUUUGGGUUGGUCUUGCAGUCUUUGUGAUUUUCAUGUUCUUUGUGCUGACCUUACUAACCAAGACAGGAGCUCCUCAUCAAGACAAUGCAGACUCUUCUGAGAAGAAGUUCCAGAUGAACAGCUUUGUGUCAGACUUUGGAAAACAGCGGGAGACAGAUAAGGUAUUUUUUCGUCAUGGUACUGAGGAGUCGAGGUUUCUCUUUCACUGCUAUAUCAAUGAAGUAGAACACAUGGAUAGGGCAAAGACUGGUCAACAGACCACAGCCCUUGACACAGAUGUGCAACUUCAGGAAACCAUCAGAAGCAGCAGGAGACCAGAAGAGGAACUGAACAGGUUUAUGAAGUUUGAUAUCCCCAACUUCGUGAACACGGAUCAAAAUUCUUUUGGGGAAGAUGAUCUUUUGAUUUCAGAACCACCAAUUGUUUUGGAAGAUAAACCAGUUGUCCAGACUUCAAACAAAGAUCUGGUUUAAGAAAUAG